This is a messenger RNA of Brachypodium distachyon (stiff brome), 926 nucleotides long. RefSeq lists its product as uncharacterized. The transcript is spliced from 3 exons. The coding region runs from base 1 to 879 and encodes 292 amino acids. The record is from RefSeq and is a predicted model, not a curated record. Lineage: Eukaryota; Viridiplantae; Streptophyta; Magnoliopsida; Poales; Poaceae.
AUGGAGAUUCGCAAGCACUUGACUUGUGCACUUCCGCAUUUCGACUCCUACGGCCCAGGUAAAAAAGCCCAGGCGCCUAUCAUCUCUUGCCGCCUCCGCCGCGGCGCAUACGAACCCUCGAUCGCCGGCGCACAUCCACCCAACGCCCGCCGCUCUGGCCAUUCCUCGGUUCGCAGUUCGCACACCCAGCAAUUGAUUGCCCCCUCCCCUCAAAAUUGGCUCCAGGGACUGCAAUGGCGCGGGGCUCCAGGAAGAAGAAGAAGGGCCUGGAGGGUUGCCCGGUCUCCAAGCUCCCCGACGACGUGCUCGUCGACAUCAUCCGCCGCGUGCCCUACAAGAUGCAGCCUUUCAAGUGCUGUUUUCUUUAAUGCGACCCUGCAUUUGGCUGCCUUUGAGGAUUUGGUAGUAGCCGUUGACGUGGAAGGAAAUAAUUGGCGGCUUAUUGAUAAUCCAUUUCAUAGGAGUAUUACUGUGCCACCACACUAUGAUGACCCUAGAAUUGAUAUUUUCCUAUCACAGGGGCAGUUGUAUUUUGCAGCUUGUACCGCUGGUUCUGAUGGUGAAUUAUCAGUCUGGGCUCUUGAGGACUACAAUAGCGCAAAAUGGACCUUGAAGCACAAUGUCAAAUGCUCACAACUGUUAGGAAUAAACUAUAGAGCAUAUGAAUACAAUUUUAUCUCAUUCCACCCGGAGCGCAAUACGAUAUUCAUAGUUUGUGGUGACAAGAACACACUGAUUUCCUAUGAAAUGGAUUGCAGAGAGUCGUGUUUUAUAUAUGAAUUUGGAUCUGAUCAUCAGCUUGGCUUGUACGGGAACGGCAUGUCUCGUUAUUUUCAAUAUGUUCCCUUGUUCACCGCGUCAUUGGAAGAUGGAAAUUAAACGAGUAAAAGUCCUACUUGCAUAAUGCAGCUGCACAAUUGUCUUGA